CAUACCUUUAUUAAAUAAAUACAUCGUUUUGAUGGAAUGUCUUUGCGUUUUUAUUCCACAAUCGCGACUUGAAACCAUGCCAAAACCACAGAAAUCAGCGCCGCGUCAGCCAUUUCAAGCCGUGUUUACGUUUUGACGUCAUCGAUGUUUUCACCUAAUUAUGCAGGAAAAAUAUGCAUAUUCAAACUUCCCGCGCCGUGUUAUUUAUCGUCUGAUCCAAUCAAAAUUUGGAAUCCCCUUUAUUCGUCACUAAAUUUACAUAUAUCACGUGGUUAGCCGCCAAAACGAUGGGAAAUAAACACGGGCGAAUGGCCGCCGUCAGUUCAACAGAACAGCCGCUCUUUUUGGAUGAAUUACAGCCAAACGCAAAAUGUACCGGUAGGCCUACUGACCUGAAAUACAAGUACCCUGUCCUUGCCUGAAAAAAAGAUUACACUCAGCAUGUACGCCAGGCUGCCAAAGUCAGUGAUACUCGGGGCAGGGUAUUCAGUAUUGCUGGAAAAGCUCCCAGAACACCCCCACUUUAACUUCAACUAUCUUAAAGAUGAUUCACAAAGCAUAAACAAUAAAGUCUGGCAGUUCCUGCAGGUGGAGGAAGAAACUGGGCUGUCCAACAGAGACUCCCUCUCACUUUAUUUCACCGCUAAAGGGCUGGAGGGAUUUGAGGAAUCUGCUACAGCAUAUCUCUAUUGGACACCAGUCAAGCUUCUCUUCCGCACACUUCAUCACCUUAAUCUUAUCCCUAGAACAAAAUCAGAACUACAGUUACACGCCAAAUUGAAAAAAAUAGAAACUAAAUUCCUGACACUACAAAAAAAUUAUAAUGCUCGUUGUUGCAGAGGUGGUGAAAAGCAAAAAAAACUUUUAGAAGAAUUCCUUUCAAGGCCGUUUCAAAUGCAGUCAGUUGCAUCUCCUGCUGUACCCUCUGCUGCUCCUCCCGGUACUGUAACUGUUUCUUCUCCUGCUCUAUCUCCUCCAAGGACAAUCUCUACAGUUAUCUCGCCUCUUAUAAAAACUCCAAGAGCUGCUUCUCCUUACAGUGGUGGCCUUCGGAGUGUAGAGACUGGUGUUCAGGUUAAUAGUCCUCAGAUUAAGACAACUCCUGCUAUACGUAGAAGCCUAACUGCAACCAAGAGGGAACUCUUCAAGGUUCAGUCUUCCGUUGGUCGCAAAGCAGAUGAACUUUCGAGGCAGGCUGAAAAACAUGAACAUUUGAAAUUUAAGAUAAGACAAAAGGAGAACAAAAUCAUUGAACUGAACAAUAAAUGUAAACAGGUUGUGAACUCUGCAGAUGGUAAACGGGUGAAGGCAUUAGAAAAAGAAGUAGGACAAUUGAAGAAUCAGAUCAAGGAGCUUAAGGCUACAGUUGAGGGUUUGCUUGACAAUGAAAACCAAAUGGCGGAGUCGCUUGUCUCCGCUACCAACAGAUAUGUUGACUCUGAAAAGCGUGUUCGUGCAGUUAGAGCAGGAAAACGUAGGGCUACACAGAAGCUCUCGGACAUUCGUAGACAUAUUCUUGCCAUCUGUUCAAACCUAAAAACUGGCUCUGGAGAUGUCAUGGUCAUGGAUCUUUGUGCAAGCCUACAGCAGAUGCCUGACAUUGAUAAAAACACAUCAGCAACUUUAAAAGAAAUUGUAUCUGGUUUGACUGCCCCUCUUCCCACAAAAGAGAAGGGGGCAUUCAAGGAACAUAUUGCAGUGUUGGCAAUGCAGUUGCAGUUGUUAGGAGUCCCUCAAAAUACAGUGGGGGAGGUAAUGAAUGAAUGCUCAAAAAGACUCUAUAACCGCUGUUUGAGUGAUAGUGUUUCAGCUAGGACAGCUGGCAGGAUGAUUCGACAAGGAGGUAUUUUAUCAGAUGCUCAAUUAGCGUUGGCGCUCUCAGAUACUUCCUCCAGAGGACUUCGUGUGGGACAGGACACUACAACUCGUGGAGGGGUCGAACAUGUUGCGACAGCGUGGGCCGGAAGAAGUGAGAAUAAUGAAGUAUUCAAUAUGCAGAGCCGUGUCGCAUGGUUGCCCAAUCACAUAGCAGAAACACAGCUUGAACACAUAAAAUGUGUUGUUGAGAAGUCCAAUGAUCUGCUAAAAACUUUAGACUUGGAACCACAAACAAAGGCAUCUCUAGCCUAUGUUGUGGACUUCAUGGGUGACCAUGUCAAUUCCAAAUUAGUCAGAUUGUUGAGGGAGAAGCAUUUGUCUGAUCUUGAAGAACUUGUUGAGAAUGGAGAACUGACUGAUAGUGAUAGGGAGGUUUUUUCUGAACUCUUCUACAGUGCUUGCCAGAUGCAUUCUGGCGCUAAAGUUUCAAGGUCGUUCUAUGAAGGAAUGCGAGCAAUUGAGCCCCCUGAUUUAGCUAAAACCUUUGGCAAAUACGGAAUACGGCGAGGGGCUGGAAGUACGUUUGAUUCACUAGGUGCUCGAGUUGUUGAAUUUGCCAGUACUCAGUUUUCACCAGAUCAGUCCAAUACAGCUGAUUUUAACUGGUCUGGUGUAUUUCCUGGAUGGUGUGAUGAACAUGGACAUUCUUACAUCAAGCUAGAUUUCGUGAAUAAAAACCGCCACUAUCGCCAUGAGCAUAAUUCCGGUCGGCUUAUUGAAUUAACAGACAGUAUCCUACACUUUUACCAGGACCAGCUGUCCACAAGGGACGACGGUUUGACCUUGAGGAACAAGGACCAAUUGGUGUUUGAAUGCCUCCAAAAUGAUGAGGUCAAAUCUCAGCUUACAGCUGCAGAUUCACUUGAUGCCAUGUUUUUUAAGCCAUUUAUGGCUAUGUUAAAAGCUGAGGAGACUGACGUAAUCACUGUCGGCCCAUACAUUCGUAAAGCUUAUGAAUUUUUGCAUCAAGCUGGCAAUGAGGAAGAAUUUGCCAGAUCUAUGCUCUCUGGAAUGUCGCUUUUGUAUGAAGGAGAACAUCUCCGACGUGAUGGCAAAGAUUUCAGGAAAAAGCCUGUUGGUGUUUCUGUGUAUGGUGACGGUAUUCUCGAACGAUCAGUAGCAUAUCUAAUGGCAGGGUGCCAGACUGCAGCCAAAGGUUUGCGUAAAAUUUCUAGUGAAUAUUUUGAUGGAGGACAUUAUUUUAAACCCUCUGUCAAACAGUCAGUGUUACUUUCUGGGUUUGAUGCACACAGCGACCGAUUGGAAAGUAACCUUGGUCAGUUUAGCCAACAGAGAUCCAGAAUGCCUCAUGCUCGUGUUCAGACAAUUACUAGCCAUGUUUCCAUGCGUGCAAAUAAAACUGUCGCGGCCAUAGGAAGGGAUGAAAGACUAAUGUCAUGUUUGCCUAAAGUGAGGAAGGAAACUUGAGCGAAAAGAAUCUGAAGUGACUGUUAGACAACAGCUGACAUCUCUGUCUCAUGCCAAUAAGGCUCACCGUAAUACGCUAAGAAAAGCAUUGGAGACCAGACAAAAUACUAGGUUGGCAAGGCGUACCAAACUCAAAACUCAAGUACAAAGGGAUGGAAUGUGUUGCAAUUCUAAGGAUGUUGAUGCUCUUUGUACUAAGUAUAGGAGAAAGGUAGCUCAGCGCAAUGUGUUGAGACAGCACAUAACGUUUUUCAAGAAUAGGCAUAAGGAUGUGAUUGUCCCAGAGCAUCAAUAUCUGUUCAGGUUUUCAAAAAAUAAGCUCCAGCUGGACAAUGCUGGGUUGGUAAAAAACCUCAAACGGAUUGUGGCUGAAUACGAAAUAGCAGGGACGGUGGAAAAUUCAACUGAUAAUCCUGCUGUAGGCCAACACACAGCACCAGAGCACACUUACCGCUCAGUUCAGGAUGUUCAGGCAAUGGAGCCAGACACUGCAUCUCUGAACACUGCACCUGCAAAGAAAAAGAAAAAAAGUCGAAAAGAAUUCCAAAUCAAACCGUUCAAUUUUACAGAAACUGAUAAGUGGGUUGUGAUCCUUUUUGAGGAUCGAUGGUAUCCUGGCCGCAUUGACAAAAUAAUAGAUGAAAAUAAUGCUGAAGUGACUUACCUGAAACCUCUGAAGGAAAGCCUUGACUGCCAACAUUUCAUGUGGCCAGAUGCCGCAGCGCCAGAAGUCUAUCGCACUAAUUCAAAGGCAGUCAUAUAUUCUGAUUUUUCAAUUCGCAGUGUUGGCAACCCUGUUAGAUAUUUCACGCUCAGCAAAUUCAAGGAAAUUACAAAAGUUUAUAAUAAACUUUUGUAACUCUUUCAAUUUGCUGGAUGUUAUUCAUGUAGAUGAAUUGUAACCCAGAAAACUGUAACAAAUACAUGUAUAUUCUGGUUUUCCCAUGAUACUUCUUUUAUUAGAUUAAGGGUUGGCUGUAGGCACCACCAUUUUCGCUAGAAUGUGCAAUC
Lineus longissimus is the source of this 4317-nucleotide messenger RNA. RefSeq lists its product as uncharacterized. NCBI's taxonomy places the organism in Eukaryota, Metazoa, Nemertea, Pilidiophora, Heteronemertea, Lineidae. Bases 442 to 3306 code for a protein of 954 amino acids. The transcript is spliced from 4 exons. The record is from RefSeq and is a predicted model, not a curated record.